UUUUUUGUUCACCCUCCAUUCCAUUCCCACCCUAUCAUUCAAUGGAAAGCCAAGAUCCACAAAACUCUCCUCCCUUCCUUUUCACUCCCAUGUCAAUGAUGCAAAACCCAAAUUUGGAACCUCAAGGCUUGCAUGAUGACAUAGACUGGGUUAGCCUUUUCUCUGGCCAGAGCAACUUCCUUGCGGAUGCCAAUGCGAUGAUGGAAUGCGCUUCUUCUUCUUCUUCUUCUUCGUCCUCCUCGUGUGCUUUGAUGGCUGAAAAGAGUGAUAAAGAGACAAUGAAAGGGGGUAGAUUGAGGAAGACAACACGACCCAGGUUUGCGUUUCAGACGAGAAGUGAAGAUGAUAUUUUGGAUGAUGGUUAUCGUUGGAGGAAGUAUGGACAGAAAGCUGUGAAGAACAACAUACAUCCCAGAAGCUACUACCGUUGCACGCAUCAUACAUGCAAUGUGAAGAAACAGGUGCAAAGGUUAUCCAAAGACACAAGCAUCGUGGUGACCACUUACGAGGGAAUUCACAAUCACCCAUGCGAAAAGCUCAUGGAAACCCUAACGCCCCUUCUGAGGCAAAUGCAGUUUCUCUCUAGGUUAGCUUCCAAUAAUAACGGCGGUCCUUCUUCUCUGCUAUAGCUACAGCCUGCAAUAUAUAUGCAAUUGAUAUAUAUACGUCCAUGUCACAAAGUUGACUUAUAUUUACGCUCUUCAUUUGCUUUCUAAUUAAUUAAUGUUGUAAUUGAUCAGAUGUACAAUGCACUUUCACAUCUGGUUUGUAUAUGUCACAUCCCAGUGCAAAGGUUAUCCUUUUCAACA
This is a messenger RNA of Glycine soja, 809 nucleotides long. Its product is annotated as probable WRKY transcription factor 43. The transcript is spliced from 2 exons. Gene Ontology annotation, molecular function: DNA-binding transcription factor activity; sequence-specific DNA binding. The coding region runs from base 42 to 629 and encodes 195 amino acids. The record is from RefSeq and is a predicted model, not a curated record. Lineage: Eukaryota; Viridiplantae; Streptophyta; Magnoliopsida; Fabales; Fabaceae. Gene Ontology annotation, biological process: regulation of DNA-templated transcription.